GUCGGAAGUACGUCACAGCAUAUUUGCCGAUGUCCCGCUUCCGGUCCUGAGUCACGGUGAGGAAGAGAAUGGCUCCGCCGGGCGAUUACAAGAUGGUGGGGGACGCGGUGGAGCAGGUGCGGAUGGAUAUGGACGAGUCACGUGGGGGCACUGGCUUACGGCAGUAUUAUUUGUCGAAAAUCGAGGAUCUCCAGUUGGUUGUCAAUGAAAAGAGUCAGAAUUUAAGACGUCUUCAAGCUCAAAGAAAUGAGUUGAAUGCUAAAGUGCGGCUUCUGCGUGAAGAGCUGCAGUUGCUUCAGGAACAGGGCUCCUAUGUCGGCGAGGUGGUCAGAGCAAUGGACAAGAAGAAGGUGCUGGUCAAGGUCCAUCCAGAAGGGAAGUUUGUGGUGGAUAUUGAUAAGAAUAUUGACAUCAAUGAUGUUACACCAAAUUGCAGAGUUGCUUUGAGGAAUGACAGUUACACCCUUCAUAAGAUUCUGCCCAACAAGGUGGACCCAUUGGUGUCACUGAUGAUGGUGGAGAAAGUUCCAGACUCCACCUACGAAAUGAUUGGCGGCUUGGAUAAGCAAAUCAAAGAAAUCAAGGAAGUCAUUGAGCUGCCUGUCAAACACCCAGAGCUUUUUGAGGCCCUGGGGAUCGCUCAGCCCAAGGGAGUGCUGCUUUAUGGCCCACCUGGUACUGGGAAGACCCUACUGGCCCGUGCAGUUGCUCAUCACACAGAUUGCACAUUUAUUCGUGUGUCAGGAUCUGAACUUGUACAGAAGUUCAUUGGAGAAGGAGCCCGCAUGGUGCGUGAACUCUUCGUCAUGGCUCGUGAACACGCUCCGUCCAUUAUCUUCAUGGAUGAGAUUGAUUCUAUUGGAUCUUCACGGUUAGAAGGAGGGUCUGGUGGUGAUAGUGAGGUCCAGCGUACAAUGCUUGAGCUGCUGAACCAGCUGGAUGGCUUUGAGGCAACCAAGAAUAUCAAGGUCAUUAUGGCAACAAACAGAAUUGACAUUUUGGACUCUGCUCUCCUGCGCCCUGGACGUAUUGACAGGAAAAUUGAGUUCCCCCCUCCUAAUGAGGAGGCACGUUUGGACAUCCUCAAAAUCCAUUCCCGCAAAAUGAAUCUGACUCGCGGUAUCAACCUGCGCAAGAUUGCCGAAUUGAUGCCUGGCGCAUCCGGGGCUGAGGUGAAGGGUGUGUGUACCGAGGCUGGGAUGUAUGCACUACGGGAGAGGAGAGUACACGUCACACAAGAAGACUUUGAAAUGGCUGUAGCAAAGGUGAUGCAGAAAGACAGUGAAAAGAAUAUGUCUAUAAAGAAACUGUGGAAAUAACAAUGCCAGGAGAAAAUCCUUGGAAGACGUCGGCAAUCUAUUUUGUGUGUCUGUACAGCUGCUGCUGCUAAGUUAUGGUUGCAGCCUGGAUAAAGCAUUACUUGAAGACACCUGCCACCAUUCUGUAACUUCCAAGCAGCCAUGGGGGGGGAGGUAAUUGUAAAGCAAACCUGUGGGAAGCUAUGAAUCAUAGGGUAAAAGCUGUAGCUGAUGGCUUAUGUUGACAGGCAG
This is a messenger RNA of Nanorana parkeri, 1550 nucleotides long. It is a transcript of the gene PSMC5, whose product is annotated as proteasome 26S subunit, ATPase 5. NCBI's taxonomy places the organism in Eukaryota, Metazoa, Chordata, Amphibia, Anura, Dicroglossidae. The record is from RefSeq and is a predicted model, not a curated record. Gene Ontology annotation, cellular component: proteasome regulatory particle, base subcomplex. The transcript is spliced from 12 exons. Gene Ontology annotation, molecular function: ATP hydrolysis activity; ATP binding; proteasome-activating activity. Gene Ontology annotation, biological process: proteasome-mediated ubiquitin-dependent protein catabolic process. Bases 69 to 1319 code for a protein of 416 amino acids.